Molecule: messenger RNA, 1347 nt
Organism: Leptopilina boulardi
Lineage: Eukaryota; Metazoa; Arthropoda; Insecta; Hymenoptera; Figitidae
Gene: Osi20
Exons: 2
Coding region: 155-967 (270 amino acids)
Source: RefSeq, a predicted model, not a curated record
AGUCGCAGUUCGAUCGCCGAUUGUGUAUCAUUCAUUCAAAAAAAAAAAAAAAAAAGUUUUAGGUUCCUGCAUUUAUAGUGUUUUCAAAAAGAAAAAAAAAUCAAAAUCCGUGACCUUGGAACAUAAAUUUCAUAAAAGGAUAUAUUUUUUUAAAAUGCGCAUUUUCUUAGUGACAGGCCUUUUGGCCUUAGUGACCGUGUCUUUAGCAUCACAAGAUUUUCUCACAAGUUCCUUAAAUAAUUGCAUCAAUACUGAAGAAUCAUGGUCAUCAUGUUUCAAACACGAAUUUCUUGGUUAUUUGGAUAAUCAAUUAGGAACAACCACAGAAGCAAGAUCUUUAAAUUCAAUUGAUGAAGCUAUUGUUGCACGAACCUUCAAAUAUCUCAAGACAUAUGAUUAUGGAAUUAAUUUACCAUUUAUUGACGCCAAUUUAAAAUAUCGACCCAGUAAAAGUCUUGCUGAUCUUGAUAUUGAAUUUAAGGACAAUGAAGUUGCCACCAAUCAGGCGCGUGGUCUUUUAAAGAAGAAAUUGCUGCUGCCAUUUUUACUUCUUUUGAAAUUGAAAUUAAAAGCGUUGAUGCCAAUUUUUGUUGCCAUUAUUGGAAUUAAGGCAAUGAAAGCAUUGGUACUUUCGAAAUUGGCAUUUUUAGCUGUCGUUGUAUUUAUCGCUGUUCAAUUCUUUAAAAAAGGUGGCAUGACUCCACCAAUGGGAAUGACAAUGGAUCCAGCUCCAGUUUAUGGAACUCCACCUUUGCCUUCAUCAACUUCUGGUUAUGAGCCAGUUAACACUUGGGAUGGAAAUGGACCAUAUUCAAGAGUUUGGACACCUAGCAAUGCAGCUGAUGCUCAAAAUUUGGCCUACAAUUACUACUCAUCGGGAAGUAGUUCUUCCAGUUCGUAUGGCUCACCCUCGUCAUCAUCAUCAUUGUCAUCUGGAAGUUCAUCCAGUUCGUCGAGCUACACAUAAGAUUAGAUCUUCUUCAAUCUUUUUUAGAAUUAUUCGAGAUCACAUCAACAUCAGACAUUUUUAAAAAUUGGUUUCUGAUGGAUUAUAUAGGCUUCGACUUAUCGAUGAUUUGACAUUUAGAAGAAAAAGAAACACAUCGAGAAUACAAUAAUUUUCUAAUGAAUCUUAUGGAGAUUUUUCUAGGAGAUGAAGAUCGUGAAGAAAAAAAUAAAAACAUGAUUGGUAUUUGUUUUUAUGAAAACAGUCAGAAUCUACUACUUAAAACGCGUUAAUUUAUUUAUCGAACAUUAUUUAUUGUCUUUACUGUCUAUUUGUAUAAAAAUAAAAAAAGACAUUUGAAUAUUGUAUAUAUAUAUAUAAUAUAAUAUGUGUAAAAUGUA